CGUCAAGCUGCCCACAGCCCGGUGCGAACACCUCAGCUUUUUAUCAAACGACUCGGUGCUACAGGAACGCGAUCGUCUUGAUCUUCCGCCCAAACUUCUCUCUGACCGCGAUGCAUUGAUCCUGAACCGGCCUGGUCCCUUCUCUAUCAUUUCGACACAGUUUCGGCAGCGCGUGCGUCGAGAACAUCCAGCGAGAGACCGCCCAGUCUGCAGCAUCUGUUAGCAUUUCCGGUUCGCAGGACUCAGGUACCCUGCGUGUGCGCAAAGGGGGGUUGAGGUGCUCGAUAAUAUUGGCCGCCCCUGCAGCGACCAUCUAUCACCAAACAGCCCAAUGCUGCCGUACGCAUCUUCCUCCGGGUCCAAGGCGGUCCCUCGACACCAUGCGAGCGGAUAUUCCAAUGGGUACCCGCGAGGAAACACCUUUGAGAUUUCUCCUCACAGGUUCCAACCUCGAGGCGCGGCACCACCAUUUCGAAGACGGAAGGGACUAUUCCUGCGAUUGGCAAUAGCGCUGGUAUCAUUACUUCUCUUUGGGCUGUUCGUUUGGCCCGGCGAUUCGGGGUCUUUCUCCUGGCUUGGCUCCGGUUCUGAAGAUUUCCAACUCGAGACGGUGCGAUACUACGACCUGUCUAACGUGCAGGGCACCGCGAAAGGAUGGGAGAGAGAGGAGCGAAUUUUGAUCUGCGUGCCGCUGCGCGAUGCCGAAGUGCAUAUGCCCAUGUUCUUCGGUCACCUCCUCAACCUGACGUAUCCUCACCAUCUGAUCGAUCUCGCUUUCCUUGUUUCGGACUCGAAAGACAACACCUUGGCGGUUCUUGAACGCGAGCUUACGGCUAUUCAAGCUAGCACCGACCCGUCCAAGCACUUUGGCGAAAUCUCCAUCAUCGAGAAAGACUUUGGACAAAAAGUUAAUCAGGAUGUGGAAAGCCGCCACGGUUUCGCCGCGCAGGCGAGCAGAAGAAAGCUCAUGGCCCAAGCUAGAAAUUGGCUCCUUAGCGCCGCCCUUCGGCCGUAUCAUUCGUGGGUCUACUGGCGUGAUGUCGACGUGGAGACGGCGCCUACCACGAUCUUGGAAGAUCUGAUGCGCCACAACAAGGAUGUGAUUGUGCCAAAUGUUUGGCGUCCGCUACCUGACUGGCUGGGCGGAGAACAGCCCUACGACCUUAACUCCUGGGCCGAGUCCGAAACCGCCCUCGCACUCGCGGAUACUCUCGACGAAGAUGCAGUUAUCGUGGAGGGAUACGCAGAAUAUGCUACCUGGCGUCCCCAUCUCGCAUAUCUCCGGGACCCCUAUGGCGAUCCCGACAUGGAAAUGGAGAUCGAUGGCGUUGGUGGAGUGAGUAUUCUGGCAAAGGCCAAGGUUUUCCGUUACGGCGUCCACUUCCCGGCGUUCAGCUUCGAAAAACAUGCCGAGACAGAAGCUUUUGGAAAGAUGUCGAGAAGGAUGGGCUUCUCAGUUGUUGGCCUUCCUCAUUAUACUAUCUGGCAUUUGUACGAGCCUAGUGUAGACGAUAUUAAGCACAUGGAGCAAAUGGAGCAGGAGAGACUCGCUCGCGAGAAGGAGGAAAAGGAGAAAGCGAUGAAGGAGCAGAAGAUGAAGGAGUCUUUUGGCGACGCCACUGGCCAAUGGGAGAAGGACAAGAACGAAAUACAAAACCUCGCCAUGCAGGAGAACAAGAAGGCGGAAGAGCAACCAGCAGCAGGACAACAAGGCGGACCGGCUGACGGACCAGCCAAUGCUGCUCCCAAGGAGGAGAAGAAGGAGGGCACUCAGUGAGCUGUGCUCGAGUGUCCACUCGGUUUUUUUUUUCUAUAUUUUCUUCUAUCUUUUUAAUACUGCCUCUUUCGCUAUAUUUCUGCAUCCUCAUCUCUGGUUUAACGUUGUGUUUCGCCAAGUGGACGCAUACCAAAGAAAAAUGGGUGGGAGGCACUUGUGAAGCCGCCCGCUUAUACAUCUACCUAUUAUGUACAAUGGGCAGUUGGAGAGGGAGGGUCAGAUAUCAGGGAUAUGUAAUUGGCGACGGUUCACACCGCAUUCACCUCAUGUCAGGAACGGACCGGAAAGACAAAAUCUUAUGGAGGGUAAUCUAAGAUCAUGUAUACUAGAAGCGUUUCGCGGCCAACGAGUUCAAAAAAAAUCAUAGCAGAGGCGUUCCGGGAAAUGUCUUUUUUGCUUUGCAGUCUG
This is a messenger RNA of Neurospora crassa OR74A, 2185 nucleotides long. RefSeq names its product mannan polymerase II complex ANP1 subunit. Gene Ontology annotation, molecular function: alpha-1,6-mannosyltransferase activity. The transcript is spliced from 5 exons. NCBI's taxonomy places the organism in Eukaryota, Fungi, Ascomycota, Sordariomycetes, Sordariales, Sordariaceae. The record is from RefSeq and is a predicted model, not a curated record. The coding region runs from base 332 to 1777 and encodes 481 amino acids. Gene Ontology annotation, cellular component: mannan polymerase complex. Gene Ontology annotation, biological process: protein N-linked glycosylation; cell wall mannoprotein biosynthetic process.